Messenger RNA from Chrysochloris asiatica (Cape golden mole), 627 nucleotides. It is a transcript of the gene THAP3, whose product is annotated as THAP domain containing, apoptosis associated protein 3. The transcript has 4 exons. NCBI's taxonomy places the organism in Eukaryota, Metazoa, Chordata, Mammalia, Afrosoricida, Chrysochloridae. The coding region runs from base 1 to 627 and encodes 208 amino acids. The record is from RefSeq and is a predicted model, not a curated record.
AUGCCGAAGUCGUGCGCGGCCCGUCAGUGCUGCAACCGCUACAGCAACCGCAGGAAGCAGCUCACCUUCCAUCGGUUCCCGUUCAGUCGCCCAGAACUGCUGAAGGAAUGGGUGCUGAACAUCGGUCGCGGCAACUUCAAGCCCAAGCAGCACACUGUCAUCUGCUCAGAGCACUUCCGGCCCGAGUGCUUCAGUGCCUUUGGGAACCGCAAAAACCUGAAGCACAAUGCCGUACCCACAGUGUUUGCCUUCCAGGAGUCCAUGCAGGUAGUGCCUGGGGCAGAGGUGGAUGGCACAGUGAGAAGCAAGGAUCAGGCUGUGGAAGAGCUGCAGUUGCCCACAAGUGCAGGAGCCCCUGGGAAAGAGGUCUUGCCUGGUCGGACAGAAGUCGUGGAGGCCUCCAGUCCACUGGCCACCCCCACAGGAUCCUCUGAUCACAGCUAUGCCCUUCUGGACUUGGAUGCCUUGAAAAAGAAACUCUUCCUCACCCUGAAGGAAAAUGAAAAGCUCCGGAAGCGCUUGCGGGCCCAGAGACUCGAGUUGCGGAGAAUGUGGUGUCGCCUCAGCACCCGGAGAGAAGGGCGGCGGAGCCCCGGGGCCUGUGCACGGCCUGAGCAGCAGAGCUGA